Messenger RNA from Ostertagia ostertagi, 378 nucleotides. Lineage: Eukaryota; Metazoa; Nematoda; Chromadorea; Rhabditida; Trichostrongylidae. The record is from the annotation of a GenBank genome assembly.
UUUGUUGAGUCUCAGAACAACGCCACCACUGAUCCCAUUGUGUUGUGGCUUAGCGGAGGACCGGGAUGCUCUGGCGUUGCUUCUCUUCUGACGGAAUGGGGACCUUUCAUGACCAAUGACGACGGGGCAACGCUGAAGACAAACCCAUAUUCAUGGAAUAAAUACGCUUCUGUUCUUACUAUGGAUGCUCCUAGUGGUGUUGGAUAUUCGUACACUGCCGAUGGUAAGAUCGCCACUGAUGACGACCAGAUGACUACUACACCGCAGGUGGCCAAGGAGAAUUGGAAAUUUCUUGUUGCUUUUUUCAAAGAGUUCCCACAGUAUCGGAAGAAUGAUUUCUACAUUGUCGGAGAAUCUUAUGGAGGUUUGAAAGCUUUC